AUGGCAGCAUCGCCGCCGCCGCCACAGGAAACCAUUGAUCCGUCGUUACUACCGAUGUUGACAGAUAACAGCAUAGGCUUUGAUGGCGGUUUCUUCUUCAACAACAUCGACGAUGAUGAUCCGCUGAACAUGAUGGAUGACAUGCUGAACUACGUCACUGCGGAAGAGCACUGUCACCCGUUUGGUGAUAGCGAUGACUUUUUGUUUACUUCAGUCACAACCACAGCUUCAACUGACCAGCCCUGGUCCAUCGUCGACCUAGACACCAAUCAGACAAAAGUGGUCAACCAAGGAAACUUAUCAUCUUUGAAAAAUUCAAAGUUUUUAACUCCCAUUUUACCUGAAAUAACUAACUCUUCCUCAAAUAAUGCCGACUACUUCCUCACCUCACUCACUUCCUCAAAUGUCAGUGAAGAAGAGCCAUGCUCCGAAGAUCCGCUCGUCGAGUCGUUGCACUAUCAGAUCAACCCUCUGGAAACGGAUGACGCCAUGUUCCGCGAGAUUGGCUUUCCCACCCGAGAGCUAAUUCUCCUCGAGAAAUGCCUCAUUCGCGAGCUGUCCUCUGCCUGUGCUGUGCUGCAAAAUCCCUACCACCAGAUUCGUGACAUUAGUAGUCAGAAAAAGUUGAAGCUGCAGACAGACGACCUCCUCCUGACGCAGCACUACUUCUUUCGCAUGAUUCGCAUGGCCAAGGGGCUGGGCUCAUUUUCCACCUUUUCCACCAACGAUCAGGCAAUGAUGCUCAAGCAGCGGCUGCUGGAGAUGGUCGCUAUCAGGUCGGCACUUUUCUACCAUCCCGAUCGAGAGUCCUGGUGCUUUAUUGAUGACAAAUCAAAGGCCUCAGUGAUGGUCCCCAUGAGCACCAUUCAGCCGUACUGUCGUUUGGAGUUCAGUCGACACGCCAAGUUUCCCGACCUUUUUCGUGAGGAGUGGAAACGGGACAACAUCAUCUUUGACCUGUUGACGACAAUCAUCCUCUUUUCACCUGGGGAUGACUACGCAAAUAAAGAUAAAAUGAAAGAAGAGCACCUGCGCUACACUCGACUGUUAAGCCGAUAUCUGGAAAUCAAGUACAACACCUUUACAGAAGCGGAAACCUGCUUUAAAACACUGAUGGGCACUGUAGAAGAGAUGCGACUGCUGAUCAGCGACAUUCGGCGUUUCUUUCGCAGCUCCAACAUCUCACGAGAAAGUCCGCUUUUCACCGAAAUUUUUGACCUUACAACAGAUAGUGUGCCUGCUAUUACAAAUGAGUAA
Molecule: messenger RNA, 1257 nt
Organism: Rhagoletis zephyria (snowberry fruit fly)
Lineage: Eukaryota; Metazoa; Arthropoda; Insecta; Diptera; Tephritidae
Source: RefSeq, a predicted model, not a curated record